AUGCCCAUCUCACUCACGCUACGGAAGCCAUCCAGCUUUCGGGACAAGGAAAGCGAGCUUCAAUUGCGCAUCAAGGAGCCUUUCAAUGUCGUGGCUGUCGGAGACAUGAUUCAAACGAUGCCUUUUUCCAAUAGGACUGACCCCAACAUCCAAGCUCUUGUCCAGCUGAUGCAAAAAUCCGACAUCACAUUUGCCAACAAUGAAAAUACAGUCGUGGAUCGCCUUACAUUUCGCGGUCCCAUCUCCCACAUGGAGGCCGACAAGCACGUCGUGGAUGACUGGAAAGAUAUGGGCAUCGAUAUGGUCACAAAAGCUAACAAUCAUACAUUCGAUUGUGGUGAUGCUGGUCUUGUCCAAAAUUUUGAGCAACUUCGCCGCGUGGGUAUUGAGUAUGUUGGCACCGAUUACAAUACUGCGGAGGCGAGGCUUGCCCGAUUCAAAACCACCCCUAAAGGUAUCGUGGGUUUCAUCGGAGCGUAUGCUGAAACAGAAGAUCAUUCUCAGCUGUUUGGUAUAUCCGCGAGAGACCCAAUUGUUGUGGCGCCAGACCAGCUUGCCCAGCUGAGAGCAAUGCGCGAUAGCCUUCUUGCUCGGCGUGCGGAAGUUAAGACGCCAAUUGGCAUGCCUAAUGCAGACCCCGAAGGAUCUGUUCUUGUGUUUGGACGCCAAUUCAGGGUUCAAAAUGCCAGCGCUGACGCCGAUGAAGAGAUUAACAACAUUAAACGGCGCUUGGAACACCACCUAAACUCGAAGGGGACGAUUACCUAUAAGAAUAACUCGGUCCGUCUGAACGUUUACCACAGCGUCACCGCUGAGCAAAUGCAACAGCUGCGAUCCAUUGCAGGUGCCGAUACGAAUGACAGCUCUGAGACUCUCGAUGCUUUUGGCGUUCAUUUCCGAGUCGGUCCAAAGAUAGGAGAGUACAGCUAUGAGAUGGAGCCCCAGGAUUUCCGCGACAUUCUUCGUGAGGUUCGCACUGGGAAACAAUUUUCGGAUUUUCUCAGCGUUACCAUCCAUUGGCACCAAAACCGUUUCUCUUUCCAACACUACUCCUUCGACCAUUAUCCAACAGAUUAUCAGAUCAAGUUUGCCCGUGCAGUUAUCGACAAUGGCGCCGAUUUCUUCUUCGGUCACGGCGUGCACACGCUCAAGGGAGUUGAGAUAUACAAGGGAAAGCCAAUAUUCUACGGCAUCUCCAACUUUGUUUUCCAGAACCCUCAGUUUCGCUCAUGGCGCGACGAUGCCGCCGGACGAGCUCCGGCCUCCCUAGAAGGCCCUAUUGUUGGAGAUGGCGAGGCCAAUGAAAUGCGCUGGGCUUGGCUGAAUGAGUCAGAAAAUAGAGAGGCGCUGCUCAUAUCGGCCGAUUAUGCUGAUGGAAAGUUAUCGCGUGUGUUGGUCUAUCCGGCAGACUUGGGAAAAACUCCUCGCAGUGGAUCCAUGACUGGAACGCCCACAAAGCCCACCCUUGAGGUUGCCAACGAGAUUCUUGGCCGGCUUUGCGAGUACUCUGAGCCAUUUGGGACUAAAAUUUCGAUUGAGGAUGGUGUUGGAGUUGUUCAUAUUCCUUCCGAGUAG
This is a messenger RNA of Trichoderma atroviride IMI 206040, 1575 nucleotides long. RefSeq lists its product as uncharacterized. Lineage: Eukaryota; Fungi; Ascomycota; Sordariomycetes; Hypocreales; Hypocreaceae. The record is from RefSeq and is a predicted model, not a curated record.